Lytechinus pictus (painted urchin) is the source of this 4056-nucleotide messenger RNA. Its product is annotated as heat shock protein HSP 90-beta-like. The coding region runs from base 429 to 2606 and encodes 725 amino acids. Lineage: Eukaryota; Metazoa; Echinodermata; Echinoidea; Temnopleuroida; Toxopneustidae. The transcript has 12 exons. Gene Ontology annotation, molecular function: ATP-dependent protein folding chaperone; ATP hydrolysis activity; ATP binding. Gene Ontology annotation, cellular component: plasma membrane; protein-containing complex; cytosol. The record is from RefSeq and is a predicted model, not a curated record. Gene Ontology annotation, biological process: protein folding; protein stabilization; cellular response to heat.
UAGAAAAACCGAAGCACAUCUGAUAAUGAACAUAUAGUUCUCAAAGGAAAUAUAAAAAAAUAAAACCAGAAAUUAAAAAUUUGAGUAAAAUUGAGUACGAUUUUAUCUAUGUUCUUGAAAAAUUAGUUAAAAUACAAUUUUUGACUUCAUAAGCCUAAAAUAUUGGAAUUGAAUGGCCGCGGAUUAAUAUCAAUUCAUCCCCGCGCCAGUGCAUGCAGAAUGCAAUUCCCAUAUGCAUCCUCGGCGCCGCCUCGCCAUAUUGUGUGUCGGAUCGGUCGCACAUGUUCAUAUCCAUUCAUUCAUUAAUCACGCGAGAGUGUUUCGGUGCCGUAGACUGUCUUGACUUGUCCUGCUCCUGACGAAUCUUCUAGAAGAGAAUUUUCGAGAAUUUGAAGAGUCAGUUUUAAUACAGAUCACAAAAAACCACCAUGUCAACUGAAACCAAACGUCCAGAAGAACCAAUGGAAGCUGAAGAGGCAGAGACCUUUGCCUUCCAGGCAGAGAUUGCUCAAUUGAUGAGCCUCAUCAUCAACACAUUCUACUCAAACAAGGAGAUCUUCCUUAGAGAGCUCAUUUCAAAUUCAUCUGAUGCCUUGGACAAGAUUCGCUACAAGUCUUUGACUGACCCCAGUGAGAUUGAAGCCGAAAAGGAUUUCUCUAUCAAGAUUAUUCCCAACAAAGAUGAGAAGACAAUGACUAUCAUCGACACAGGUAUUGGGAUGACCAAGGCUGACAUGAUCAACAACCUUGGAACUAUUGCCCGAUCUGGCACCAGGAACUUCAUGGAAGCCCUGCAGGCAGGAGCUGAUAUCUCCAUGAUCGGUCAAUUUGGUGUUGGAUUCUACUCUGCAUACCUUGUAGCUGAGACAGUAACUGUCUACUCAAAGAACAAUGAUGAUGAAACUUACAUGUGGCAAUCUAGUGCUGGUGGCUCUUUCACUGUUCAUAGAAUUCCAAACAGUGAUGACCUGAAGAGAGGAACCAAGAUUGUUCUAAGCAUGAAAGAGGACCAGACAGAAUAUCUAGAGGAAAAGAAAUUGAAAGAAAUCGUCAAGAAACACAGUCAGUUCAUCGGCUACCCUAUUGGUCUUCAGGUGGAAAAGGAACGUGAAAAGGAGAUCAGUGAUGAUGAAGAAGAAGAAGAAGAAAAGAAAGAAGAGGAAGAGAACAAGGAAAGUGAAGACGAGCCUAAGAUUGAAGAUCUGGGUGAUGAUGGUGAUGAAAAGAAGAAAGAUGAGAAGAAGAAGAAGAAGAUUAAGGAGAAGUACACUGAAGAUGAAAUCUUGAACAAGACCAAACCCAUCUGGACUAGGAACCCUGAUGACAUCAGUCAAGAAGAGUAUGGUGAAUUCUAUAAAUCACUCACCAAUGAUUGGGAAGACCAUUUAGCUGUCAAGCACUUCUCUGUUGAAGGACAGCUUGAGUUCCGAGCUCUUCUCUUCAUUCCUAAGCGUGCUCCAUUUGACAUGUUUGAAAACAAGAAAAAGAGGAACAACAUCAAGCUCUAUGUCAGGAGGGUAUUCAUUAUGGAAAACUGUGAAGAGCUCAUCCCUGAAUACCUCAAUUUCGUCAAGGGUGUUGUGGAUUCUGAGGAUCUUCCUCUUAAUAUUUCUCGCGAGAUGCUCCAGCAGAGCAAGAUCUUGAAGGUGAUCAGGAAGAACAUUGUCAAGAAGUGCAUGGAACUCUUCCUUGAACUCUCUGAGGACAAGGAAAAUUACAAUAAGCUGUAUGAACAAUUCUCCAAGAAUCUCAAGCUUGGAAUCCAUGAGGACUCACAGAACCGAAGCAAGAUCGCCGACUUCCUCAGAUACUACACUUCACAUUCUGGUGAUGACUUGACAACUCUCAAGGACUAUGUCUCUAGAAUGAAGGAAAACCAAACACAAAUCUACUACAUAACAGGUGAAUCAAAGGACAAGGUUGCCCAUUCAGCAUUUGUAGAACGUGUGAAGAAGCGUGGGUUUGAGGUUCUUUACAUGACUGAGCCUAUUGAUGAAUACUGUGUACAGCAGCUGAAGGAAUACGAUGGAAAGACCCUAGUCUCUGUCACAAAAGAAGGCCUGGAACUGCCGGAGGAUGAAGAAGAAAAGAAGAAGAGGGAAGAGGCAAAGGCAAAGUUUGAGAACCUCUGCAAAGUCGUCAAAGAAAUCCUUGACAAGAAGGUUGAGAAGGUUGUUGUGUCAAAUCGUCUAGUCUCAUCUCCUUGCUGUAUUGUUACCGGUCAAUAUGGAUGGACUGCUAACAUGGAGCGUAUCAUGAAGGCACAGGCACUCCGUGAUACAAGUACUAUGGGUUACAUGGCAGCCAAGAAACAUCUUGAAAUCAACCCAGAACAUCCUAUCAUUGAUACACUCAGACAGAAAGCUGAUGCUGAUAAGAACGAUAAGUCAGUGAAGGACUUGGUGAUGCUUCUUUAUGAAACCUCCCUCAUGGCAUCCGGAUUCUCAUUGGAAGAGCCUCAGACCCAUGCAUCACGCAUCUACAGGAUGAUCAAACUUGGUCUUGGAAUUGAUGAGGAUGAUGUACCUGAGGAAACAGCUGAUGAAGACAUGCCACCAUUGGAAGGAGAUGAUGAUGAUGCAUCCAGGAUGGAAGAAGUUGAUUAAAAACUGAACUGAACAUUAUACCAUCUUAGAAUGCGAGAACAUGACUAAUGUGAUUAGGAACAUUCUGCGAACUUUGUCAUAAUGAUCCUGUGAUAUGGACUGUGGGGGCGCAGGAAGUCUCUCCAAGUAUUUCUAAGAAAGACAGGAAGGGUGCAAGGAACUUCUGAUCUUGGGAGCCAUUAGCAUGGUCACUAUGUGAAUUGCAGUAAUCCAGGUAGCAAAUCAACAUUCACAUGUCUGCACCCCAAUAAUACUCUACUUCAAUCUGUUCUUUCUCCCCCACAAGAUCCUUCAUAAAGUGAAAGUAUUUCAAUUUGAUUCAUAAUUACCCUACUCUUUGGAAUCGAACUCUUGCUUAAUUCAUGUUACGUAAAUUGUUACAAUCUUUAAAUGGAACAUUUUCUAAAAAGUCUCUACCACUUUCACUGUAAUUUUACUCCAUUUUGAAGUCAAAAUUAAAAAUAUUUAAUAUACAUGUAUCAAGUUAAAGUAUUCUGGGUAAACCAUUUCAUUGCGACGGUUACAUAUACUUACGAAUCAUUUUCCAGUGAUCAUUACCAAAUAAAUAAUACCCAUCCUGAACUAUACGUAGCAUUUCCAUAUACUGCUUUAACAUUUUAAGAGAUAGCAAUGUGGAUGUCUAGCAUUUUGCCCCACCUAGGUAAAGCUUCAAUAUUAAGCAUUGUAUAGUCUUUAGUAAAUGCAGUAUUCAGAGUUAAAUAUGUCUGUGCUUGUAUCGUCUUUCUUGGAAUUACCUGUAAACUGAUGAAAAGCUUCAAAAGGUGAUUAGUGGUAUGCAGGUACAUGUAUUUAUAUUUAAAAAGGUUGCCUGAUCUAAUCAGACAAGUUUCCUAAUGGGGUAUGGUACUAGGGCUGCACAAUAUGACGAUAUAAAAACUAAAUGUCUUAACAAUAUUGUAUCCACAUUCAGUCACAUCUUGAAUCACACCAAAAAAAGUCUUCAUUUUUCUAGACAAAAAGAAAUCUUAAUUGGAAUGCUGCAAAUAUCAUUCCUCACCAAAGAAAAUGAACAUUUGAUGUUUAUGCAUGGCUUGGGAGACAGUAUAUCACCAUACAUUGUGAUAAUUGACACUCAAAUAUAUAAUAUCAUACAGCCCUUAAAAUACCAACAGGUGCAAUAUUGGUAUGGAGAAUAUGAUUGAAGCUAUGUUGGUUUUCAUCAGAUCAUUAAUGUGCAAGGUGGUUUGUGGUUAAUAUUAUAGCAUUAAUUAUGUUAAUAGAGUUUGUUCAAACUUUUCUAACGUAGCAAUAUCGCUUUUGCCAAUUUUCUUGAUUUAGUUCCAUAUUCACUAUUUAAUCCAUUUUAUUGCACCAGACCCGAGUUGCUUGUUGGUAAUCUAGCGUGAAAUCAAGAAUGUUGAUACAUAUGUAAAUCUGUUUCGUGUAUUUUUUGUUUUGUACCAUGAAAAUAAAGUUAUCCUUCAAUUUA